UGAAUGAGUCUAUUUUCGUAAGUGCAGAUGCGGAAGUUGUUACCACCAAAAUGUUUAGGAAACUGGUGAAAGGAAACAGUCGUUCUGUAGCGUAGGAACGAGCUCAAGCACUCGGCGCUCAGGCUGCCCCCUCGAGCUGCGUCCUAGCCACCAUGCAGCACGCCCAAGAGGAUCUGGCUGCACCCGGCGAAGAAGAUGAUGCCUUCGAGGAAGGAAUAUCUUCCAGGCUGCCGGAAAUCAUGUCAAUAGGAUCACAUUCAUUCUCCCCAGGAGGUCCUAAUGGGAUUAUUAGGAGCCAAUCCUUUGCUGGCUUCAGCGGUCUUCAGGAAAGGCGCUCCAGGUGCAACUCUUUUAUUGAAAAUUCCUCUGCACUCAAGAAGCCCCAAGCAAAGGUGAAGAAAAUGCAUAAUUUGGGCCAUAAGAACAGCACCACACCUAAAGAGCCCCAGCCUAAGAGGAUGGAGGAAGUCUACAGAGCCUUAAAGAACGGCCUGGACGAGUAUCUGGACGUUCACCAGACGGAGCUGGAUAAGUUGACUGCUCAGCUAAAAGACAUGAAAAGAAACUCACGCCUGGGAGUCCUGUAUGAUUUGGAUAAGCAAAUCAAAGCAGUUGAGAGAUACAUGAGGCGGCUGGAGUUCCACAUCAGCAAGGUGGAUGAGCUUUAUGAAGCCUACUGCAUCCAAAGACGCCUCUGUGACGGUGCCAGCAAAAUGAAGCAAGCUUUUGCCAUGUCUCCUGCCAGCAAAGCAGCUCGGGAGAGCUUAACAGAGAUCAAUAGGAGUUACAAGGAGUACACAGAGAACAUGUGUACCAUAGAAGCAGAGCUGGAAAACCUACUGGGGGAGUUUUGCAUCAAGAUGAAAGGUCUGGCCGGCUUCGCUCGCCUGUGUCCAGGAGAUCAAUACGAGAUUUUCAUGCGUUACGGUCGCCAGCGAUGGAAACUGAAAGGCAAAAUAGAGGUGAACGGCAAGCAGAGCUGGGACGGAGAGGAGAUGGUUUUCCUCCCGCUCAUCGUUGGGCUGAUCUCCAUCAAGGUCACAGAAGUUAAAGGACUUGCUACUCACAUCCUUGUAGGAAGUGUUACUUGUGAAACUAAGGACCUGUUUGCAGCUCGACCCCAGGUGGUUGCAGUAGACAUUAAUGACCUCGGCACAAUAAAGCUGAACCUUGAAAUCACCUGGUACCCAUUUGAUGUUGAAGACUUGACCCCCUCUGCAGGAAAUGUGAGCAAGGCCUCUGCUCUCCAAAGAAGAAUGUCCAUGUACAGCCAAGGCACUCCAGAGACACCCACCUUCAAGGAGCACUCGUUCUUUACGAAUUUGCCAGAUGAUGUCUUUGAAAAUGGAACAGCAACCACUGAGAAGCGGCCUCUUUCCUUCACUUUUGGCGACCUGCCUUACGAAGGCCGCUCGUCCCCCGCCAACUCAGCAGAGUCCCCUUCUGCUCAGGUCAGCUCCAGCCCUGAUAUCACCGUUACCCCCGCGCAGCACCCAGCUCUCAAGUCCUCCAAAAGCUCCAGCCUGGACUGUAGCAGCACUGACUCCUCCUGCAGAGACUCAGUCUCUGAACCCCAGGACCCCAAGUCCCAGGGAGAGGGAGCAGUGAUCGAGAACAAGGCAGCUCCACGGGCAGCUUCUGAUUGCCAAAAACCCUCUGCCGCUGGGAGCGACCGUGUCUUCAUAGAGACAAGCGUCCCGGUGUCCCUGCUGCAGGACACGGAUGAGGGCUCCGAGCUAAAGCCGGUGGAGCUGGAUACCUACGAGGGCAACAUCACAAAGCAGCUGGUGAAAAGGCUCACGUCGGCAGAGGGCCCCAUGACCCCGGAGAGGUUGCUGUGCGAGGGAUCGAUAAGCGGAGAGUCGGAAGGGUAUAAGUCUUAUCUCGAUGGAAGUAUAGAAGAAGCCUUUCAAGGGCUGCUCUUGGCUCUUGAGCCGCAUAAAGAGCAGUAUAAAGAGUUUCAGGAGCUGGACCAAGAAGUGAUGCAUCUGGAUGACAUCCUAAAAUGCAAGCCAGCAGUAAACCGAAGCAGGUCCUCCAGUUUAAGUCUAACAGUUGAAAGUGCUUUAGAAAGCUUUGAUUUCCUGAACACCUCUGACUUUGAUGAUGAGGAUGGUGGUGGUGAGGAGGUUUGUAAUGGUGGAGGAGGUGCAGACUCAGUAUUUUCAGAUACUGAGAUUGAGAAGAAUAGUUACAGGCCAGAGCACCCCGAGGCCAGAGGCCACCUCAGUGAAGCCCUCACCGAAGACACGGGCGUCGGGACCAGCGUUGCUGGCAGUCCUCUUCCACUGACCACGGGCAACGACAGCCUCGACAUUACCAUAGUUAAGCACUUGCAGUACUGCACGCAGCUCAUCCAGCAAAUUGUGUUCUCGAGUAAAACACCAUUUGUAGCAAGAGACCUCCUGGAUAAGCUAUCCAGAGAGAUCCUUGUGAUGGAGAAUAUUGCGGAGAUCAGCACUGAGAACCUGGGCAACCUCACCUCCCUGACUGAUGCAAUUCCAGAGUUUCACAAGAAGCUCUCACUACUGGCUUUCUGGACAAAAUGUACUGGUCCUUCAGGAGUGUAUCAUACAUCUGCAGACAAGAUGAUGAAGCAGCUGGAUAUCAAUUUUGCCACCACUGUGAAUGAAGAAUGCCCAGGACUUGCAGAAACAGUCUUCAGAAUUCUGGUGUCUCAGAUCCUGGACCGAACAGAGCCUGUCCUCUACUCCAGUAUGUCCUCAGAAAUCGUAACAGUCUUUCAGUAUUACAACUAUUUUGCCAGCCACAGUGUUAAUGACCUUGGAAGCUAUUUGCUGCAGCUUGCAAAAGAAGCCUCUGUGGUUCAGAUGCUACAGUCAGUGAAAGAUGGGAAACUGCAGCAGAACAUGGCUAAAAUAAACUCUAAUAACCUUCCACCACAACAAGAAGUAUUGAGAGCGCUGGCUUUACUUCUGACCGAAAAUAAAAAUGAAGUCAGUGAGACUGUGGCAUCACUUUUAACAGCUACUGCAGAAAACAGGCUCUUCAGAGAGAAGGCCUUGAUUUAUUACUGUGAAGCACUUACCCAGCCCAACCUCCAGCUGCAGAAAGCAGCUUGCCUAGCUCUAAGAUACCUCAAGGCUACUGAGAGUAUUAAAAUGCUAGUCACGCUCUGCCAGUCUGACAAUGAAGAGAUCAGAAAAGUGGCAUCUGAAACUCUCCUCUCCCUUGGUGAAGAUGGGAGACUGGCAUAUGAACAGCUGGACAAAUUCCCUCGAGAAUUUGUUAAAGUUGGAAGUCGACGUGGAAUGGAAGCUGCCACAGCUUUUUAGAUGGAAGAGAACCUGCCUAAAUUUAACAAUCAGAAAAAAAAGACAGAGAGUAACUGAGUGUG
Tinamus guttatus (white-throated tinamou) is the source of this 3358-nucleotide messenger RNA. NCBI's taxonomy places the organism in Eukaryota, Metazoa, Chordata, Aves, Tinamiformes, Tinamidae. The record is from RefSeq and is a predicted model, not a curated record.